AUGACCGCCGAAGAUAUACGUGAAACUGCCUCAGAAACUUCGUUUUUUUCAGUGUCUCGCUUAGGCUUUCAGCAAGCCAUAGACCGCAUUCUGCCCAGCGCAUCGCUGUGGAAGUCUUCUGAAAGCAAAUUCGAUGUUACCAAAAAAGGUGUUCCCUCAAAUGGAUGGCCGUUUAAGCAUUCUCGCGUUUCCCUGAUAAGCAAUUCUCACUUUGACUGUGUUAUUCAGAAGGAUAGGAAAAAUAAAGCUAUUGAUGACAAAGGUGAUAUAUGUGAACAGUGUGAGGCUAUGAUGGUCGCAUUUACGACAGAAUUGUUUGAUAAUAACGAACCAAAAUUUGCGAAAUACUUUGGAAACGCGUUUGCAUCAUGGCUGGUUUUUGAAUUGGUGGACAAACUAAGUGUAAAUUAUAUCGACGCAAAAUGGUUUCUAUGGAAUAGGAGAAACUUUAGCGAAAAAGAUAGUCUUCAGUACGAUGCCGACGAUGUUAUUAAAAAGAAUAACUGUCACUGA
Ambispora gerdemannii is the source of this 513-nucleotide messenger RNA. Lineage: Eukaryota; Fungi; Glomeromycota; Glomeromycetes; Archaeosporales; Ambisporaceae. The record is from the annotation of a GenBank genome assembly.